Molecule: messenger RNA, 4348 nt
Organism: Apus apus (common swift)
Lineage: Eukaryota; Metazoa; Chordata; Aves; Apodiformes; Apodidae
Gene: CARHSP1
Product: calcium regulated heat stable protein 1
Exons: 6
Coding region: 605-1063 (152 amino acids)
Biological process (GO): regulation of mRNA stability
Cellular component (GO): cytoplasm
Molecular function (GO): mRNA 3'-UTR binding
Source: RefSeq, a predicted model, not a curated record
AACGGGAAGCAACAGAAUCUUCAUCUAUGUCAUGCACAUGACCAAAACACCUUAUAGAUCAUCAUACUGAUUUUAGAAGGAAGAGGACUGGACCAUUAUAGCCCUUGGGGUCAUUGUGGAAAGUUUGUUAUCCACAGCCAAGUAAUUAUCUUCAAUGAAAACACACUGAUUAUUUUAUUCUCUGUGCCCAACAACUGGCAGUAGAGGACUUUGAGAACAGAGAACUGGGAGUAGUUUGAGAGGAUGGAAAAACUGCAUCAGUCUGUGGCCUGGGACACGAGGAGAGGGAGUUGAAUGUUCAACAGGGCUAUUCCCCAGAUAAUGGCCGAUUCAAACCCUUCUGCCAGGACUGCUGAGGGGAGUGCUCAGUGUCUGCAGCAGCCCAGAGCUGCGUCUCAGCAAGCAGAGAACCAGCCGGCAGGAAAGCAGAGAGGCGGGAGAGCCCUGGGCCACCUCUGGACUGACACCCCUGGCUGGCCCAGCCGUAGUGGCCUCAGGAGGGGUCCCAGCCCUGCCUGCAUCCAGGGAAGGAGCCAACACCAGCCUGCUCCCAGCCACCCCACGCCAGGGACAGCAAGAGCAAGGUUCUUCUCAGGCAUCAGGAAUGUCUUCUGAGCCCACUUCAUCUGCCUCGCAGCAGUCCCCCACCUCUCCACCCUCACCCAAUUCUCUCCAUCUGCCUGAGAACCGCAGGGGCAGGGAUCGCUCCCCGUCGCCCAUGAGAGGGUACCUCAUCCCCAGCCCGCUGCCCACCCGCCGGACCAGGACAUUUUCAGCAACCGUGAGAGCAUCGGAAGGCCCCGUCUACAAAGGCGUCUGUAAAUGCUUUUGUCGCUCCAAAGGCCACGGCUUCAUUACCCCUGCAGAUGGAGGCCCUGACAUCUUCGUACACAUCUCUGAUAUUGAAGGCGAGUAUGUUCCUGUGGCAGGCGAUGAGGUCACCUACAAGAUGUGCACCAUCCCUCCAAAGAAUGAGAAGCUCCAGGCUGUGGAGGUGGUGAUUACCCAUCUAGCUCCUGGAACCAAGCACGAGACCUGGUCGGGCCAUGUUAUCAGCUCCUGAGGUUUUCCAGAGGGAGUGCAGCCGCUACCUGCCUGGUCACUGCUGCAGGGGACCUGUCCUAAGAAUAUUCUACCUAUUGUGUGGGAGGAAAUAACUGCAUUGUCAAUAAAGCAGAAGCAGGCCAAAAUUACCAUUUGUACAGCUGGCCUGGGGAAAAAAAACAAACAAAAAGGCAAUUCAAAAGCUAAUGAAAAAAUUCUAGCCUUAAGGGUUUACAAAAAAAGGUAUCUUAGAGAGACCUAGUUUGUGUGCUUGGUGGGGGGUGGAAGGUUUGGUUUUUCUUUUAUCUUGUGAACUGAUUCCAGUAAAUGCCCAGGGGAAUCAGGGAGAGGUUUUAAGGAGAGCUCCCCUAGUGCAAACAGCCUUAGCAGGGGCUCCAAGGCCCUGCAGGUGUGUGAGCACUUCGUUCCUUUGAGCUGCUCUUCUCUAAGGGCUGAAGUACACUUACUGCUGGUAACAGUGCCUGAAUACCUUGGCUUGAGAGAGGGGGGUUCAUUGCUGCAAUUUGUUUUCCUCGUGGAAGGAAGUUCACAAGCAGAGCAGUUGCUGCCGAGUGGAAAAUCUCCAUCUGGUGGUUAUGCUCCGAUGGCCUGGCUGGGUGCCCUUCAGGUGCAAAGGGCAUCUCUGCAGAUAUGCAGAAUAUUGUCAUUUUAAAGCCGGGAUUGUUUGAGAAUUUACUUAGGUGCCUUGAUGGUUGAUUAGCAACUUAAUUUAUAGGCCAGUAUUGAAAAAAAAAACCAACAACCCUGGACCAAACAAAAAACCCACAAAAAUUUAAAAAAUUUGCUUCAAGGUAAGUGGUAGAAAGUUGUAGAGUAGCAGACAUUUCAUAGCCUCUGACUGUGCCUGAAUUUAGACAAAGCUGAAGAUUACCUUCUUGAUUGCAUAUAGCUGAAUGUCUGCCAUGGUAUUUCACUGGGCAGGCAGAAUAGCUGCACUUCUGGAAAGCAAGUUACAUGCUGUUCAGUUGACCGUGUAUGAAAUACUGUGUGAGUUACUCAGUAGGCUCAGCUGUCUCUGUGCAGUAGAUUCUGCAGCUGCUUCCCUGGAAAACUUGCUUGGUAGGCUGUGAUGUGGCCACCCUUGCCCCGACUCUGCCUGCAGAAUUCCAUGUAGUUGUAGUGUAACUAAAUUAGUUCUGUUCCCAUUUGCCUUCCACUUUUUUUUUUUUUUUUUUUCAAAUGAAGCAUUUUUCUGUUAUGUUCCUAACAGUGGAUUUUUAUUGACUUUGCAAAUAAAAAAAAGAAAAAAGAAAAAAAGCUGUUAUGAUACUCCUCUGUUGUGUGAAACUGUAAAACUUCAGUUGCCUAUUUGCAGUUUUAACAAUAGGUGCUGGCUCUCAGGAAAUGUCUUGAGACUUUCACAGCAGAUGAUCUGAGGUCUGACCUGGGGAGAGCACAGAUACACGAGGUCAGUAACUGCUGUGAUGCCUUGUUUUACCUUAGCUGGACCUGUAUUACACUACAGUGCACAAUAAUGACCAGCCUGUAGUGGAGUCUGGGGAUUUUGUUUAUUUUAUAUUAACAGUAAGACUUAGUAGCAGUGGAUUUAACACUGUCCAGCUAGUUGGCCUAUCACACACUGCUUCCUUGACAAGAAAUAUGACCAAUAUAAGGUUUAACAUAGCCCUUCAGUCUGCUCCCUGUGUACUCGGCGUUGAAGAUGGUCAGUAUUAGAGAGAGAGGAGAGUGCAGAUGCCUGUGUAUGUACCUGUAUCAGUGUAGUUAAAAAGUUUUUUAAAGAGCUUUGUAGUAUCACCUGACUGGCAUUACCAGAACAACUAAGGAAUAAUCUAGCAAAUUUUCUAGCUGCUUAAUAGGUUAAUGUAUAAUUUAUACUACUUCUGUAAAUAUAUUUCUUUUAAUUAUAUAAUAUUUAGUAGAGCUAUUAUUUAUAUGAACAUAUAAUAGGGGGUAACUGGGAGGUAUAGCACAGUCAUUUCAGCUGAAACUUGGAGGAAGAAGGCCAGAAUAUUUCAGAAGAGGCUCCCAAGGCAGCACAGCCAAAAUAGUGUCAGUAAAGCUUUAGCUAGAGAGGGGCUGCUGAAAGCAGGGAGGAUUGUGCUUGUUUAAACUCAAAAUAUAGGAAGUCAGAUGGGAACAAGGAACUAGGCAGUGUGGAGUUGCUUUGGUUUGUUUUCUGUUUCUUCUCCCCCAGAGACAGGCUGUGUGCUUCUCAUCUGUUGGCAUGAGAGACAGAAGAUAGACCUGAGCCACUGGCAGUGGUUGCACAAGACUGACUAGCAAGCUAACUUUUAAGAAUUGAACAUACACAGGUAUAGUGCACAGAGAUGAUUGUAUUUGAGGCUGAUAAGAAAUUGGUUUUGGCCCUGCACAGGAUGUUUUGCACAGGUAACUUUCUGCAAAUACAGGAAACAACCAUGCAUUAAGUAACCAAAUAAUCAGAUACAUUGCAUAUGUGUACACACAAAGCAGCAGCUAUUAAAAUCUGUCAAUUUUUAAAGAGCCUUCCUGCACUGCAGACAUUUCAGGUCCAAAGUCAGCUCCCAUUAAAAUAGUUGAAGUUAAAUUACCCUAUGGAAGUGGUACAUGAGAAGGGGGUGAGAAGAUGAGGUAAUUCUGAUACACGAGAGCAUCACAAUUACCCCUCCUUUUUUGUCAGCCUUUUGGGGGAUUCUGAUUGUAGACAAAGAUUGUAUUCUCCCCUUUUUUACUGUGUAAGUAUAAUAUAAACUUGGAAAGAUAUCUUUUUACAGACAGGCAGCAUACUGAGGGUUUGCUUGACAUAGUUUAUUUGCCAAAAUGACAAAUUGAUAUAACAGUUUUUCAUGUUACAAUGAAAUUUUAUUAUCCAUUACUAAAUAAAACUGUUCAUACACAAGAUAAUUUCCUUAUGCCAGAUGAGAAAAGUAAAAUUAACAGUUACUCUGAUUGCCAUGCUUUAAAUUGAAUUUUAAUAAAACAUAGGUUAUGUAAUUUUUCUUAGUAUUAAAUUCUAACCUACCCUUAAGGUCUUACCAGGAUAAUCAGGAAUGUAAUUAGUGACAGAAAUACAUUUUGCUACUAUGCUCAGUUUGUUUUAAUUAAUUUCUAUCUUUUUUCAUUUUUAGAUUUAAAAACUCUGCAAAAAGUGCUGGUACCAUGAACUGUACUGUGCAUUGGCACCACAAUUGUACUGAGGAGUUAACUUUAGCACCAGUUGGUCCAGCCUUUCCAGUGGUGGUAGCCUCAGUGAACAUUCUACAUUCUGAGUGUGCACUGGAACAUGUGAGCUCAGGGACUAUCUGGCUCAGUUCUACCUUCCCACCCCCAGAAAGAAAUAAAA